ACAUCUCUAGUUUCUACUAGUGAAUGGAAUUUUGGGCAGUCGAAAAAUUCCAAAAACAAAUGCGCGCACACGCAAAAGUGAAAUAAUUAGCAUAAUCUCGAUUCGUAAGUGGCUGUGAAAUUCAAAGCGUAUGCUUUGAUAUUAAAGCACUUGGCCCUUCAAGGUGAACAAAACAAAAUGAAGAAAAAUCCAUAGUUAUUGAGUAAAAUAAUUCGUGUGCGCGUACGAGAGUCGAGUGUCGAAUCGUCGUUCGUUCGGUUGUCAAUGUUGCGUGUAUAAAGCUAACGAAUGAAUUCGUUGUAAUUAAUUCACAUUUAAUUGCUGUUUGUGCAUAAUAAAGUUAAAUCAACGUUUAGUCAAAACAAUUUUCAAAUGCCCCAAGCUGGCAGCUCAAUAUCGAGCGACGUUCGUUUUCUGAAUUCCAAAUGAAGUCAUGAGCAGCAGAUUGUAUGAAAACCAACAGCAACAACGAAGGCAGCAGCUAAACAACAAGACAAAAGUCGUUGUCGCAUUAUUACAACAAGAAAAGCUGUAAAAUAAAAAAAAAAAGUGAAAUUAAGUGCUUAAAAACGCGCGACAACAACAGCAGCAGCAGCAGCAGCGGCUGCGGCAGAGACGGCAGCAGCGGCAGCAGCAGCAGCGACAGCAGCAGCAAUAUGACAUGCUCGCGUCUCGUUUACACAAUAUCUCAAAUUAAUUGAAUAUGUUGGCAAAUGAGCAAACCGAAAAUUACGUUAAAAGCCCACAAAUCAAGCGCUUUUAAACGGCUGCUGUUAUUAACAUGGCUGCCGCAUCCGCUGGCCAACAGCUGCAGCAGCAGCAACAGCAACAGCAGCAGCACAAAUUGAAUAUUGUUGGCAAUGCGGAAUCGGUUGCUGGGGUGCUGCAGGUGAACGAGUUGCAACAGCAUCAACAACAGCAGCUCAACAUGUACAAGCAGCAGCAGCAACAGCAGCAACAGCAGCAGCAGCAUCACCAUCAAAUGUUGCAGCAACAGCAGCAACAAUUCUAUCAGCAGCAAACGAAAUUUGUAUCGCGGGUCGUUACAAAUGCCGCAAUGCAACAACAACAACAGCAGCAGCAUCAGCAGCAGCAGCAACAUCAAAUCUUACCAGCUGGUUUGGUAAAUGGUAGCGCCAACAUGAUGCAAGCCACAAAUGUUGCCGGGCAGCAACAGCAGCAGCAGCAACAACAACAACAACAAAAUCAACAACAACAGCAACAGCGCCACAGUCAACACAUUUUUGUCUGUCCAGCCAUUGGCUCGCCGCUGCAGCAACAGCAGCAGCAACAACACCAACAACAGCAAACCAAACAGCGUGCUGCACAAAUAAAGUUGCCUUUAAAGUCAGCAGCAGCCGCAGCAGCAACUGUUGCUGCCACGCACUGUAUGCCGGCAACAAUUGCAUCGCGUCAAAUGAGUCAGAACAAUCAACAUCAGCAACAGCAGCUCUUUGCAAAGAAUGUGGCUAAAGCCAACAAUGCCAACAAUAAUGCAAGCAACAACAGCAGCAACAACAGCAGCAACAACAACAACAGCAACAGCAGCAACAAUAACAACAUCAACAGCAGCAUUAACAAUAGCAACAACAGCGCAAAUUUGGCUCCAGGCUGGCGUCGACUAACCAACAACAAUGAAGUGGCCUACAUCAGUCCAACGGGUAAAACGCUGCGCACACAAUUCCAAAUCAAGGACUAUUUGCUAACACAGGGUACCUGCAAAUGCGGCCUGCCGUGUCCGCUGAGGCCGGAGUACUUUUUCGAUUUUAAUGCCCAGGUGCCCAACAUGCCAUUAAAGGUGUCGCCAGGUAGCGGCCAGGAGACCGUAAAUGCGACAACCACGUCGCUCUGCUCGCAUCAACGGCAUUUGCUCGAAUCGGAGAAGGUGCACAAUCCGCAGCCCGUCAAGGAUUUAAUGAUGGCAACAAUGUCGGUGACAGCAGCAGCAGCAGCAGCAGCAGCAGCAGCAACUGCAACAUCAACAGCUGCUGUCACUGUUGGCGAUGCAUUUACUGCGCUGAUGACAACAGCAACAGCAGCUUCAACAACAGCAGCAACAACAACAGCCACAACAACGACAACGUCAGCAACUGCAACAACGGCAACAACUCUUGAACUGGCCAACAAAGACGCUGAUUGCCUCAAGUAUGGCAACAACACCAACAAUAACAACAACAGCAACAACAACUUUAAGCUGGCGUGCAGGACAUCAUAUGCAGCAACAGUUCCAGCCGCAGCCACGCCCAUAUGCACAGCAGCGACCGUGAUGCAAACUAGUCAAGCAACUGGCAUGGACAGCGCGCCAAAGCGAGCAGCUCCUGCUCCUCUUCCAGUAACAGCUGCAGCAAUAGCUGCCCCAACGCAUGUGAUAAAGCCCGCGACAAACGCGUCUAACCCUGCUCCUCUUCCGUUAGCCCAGCAGCCCAACUUCAAGGAUGAUCCCGCGGGCUAUCUGCAACAGCAAACAACGCUGCUGCACAAUACGCUGGGCGUGGGCUUAGAUGCUAAGCCUGUCACAGCUACUUCCACGGGCUCGGCCACGGCCAGAGCUCUGCCCCAAGAGCCCAUUGUGCAUAGUUCCCAGAAUCAGCAGCAGAGGGAGCGCAUUCGCCGUCUCUCGCUCUUUGCCGGCGGCAAAGUGGAGCAGGAGCCGAGCGCAGCGUCUGGCCAUGUGGCACGCUCGCUGCACGUUGAUACGGCAGCUGCAUUUGCACGCCCACAGAAGCCCCAAAUCACCAGCAUUACAGUGGUGCCGGCGCCGCAGGAGUCGCCAGUGUCCAGCAGCGGGCCCGAGGCAGAGAAGCGGCCCGAGCAAGUUGGCGCCAUCUCAACCAGCCACGAAAGUCCACGCCACAGCCUCUCUUCGCCCACGGACUCUAUAGACUCGGCCAAGAGUACGCCCUCCGCCUCGCCAAAGCCGCAGCAGGCGCAGCUUCAGAUGCAGAUGCGCCAGCCCCAGGUCCAAACACAGGCAACGGUACAGCCCACAGCCCAGCUGCGUCUGAUGCGGCAACAGUGUCAGCCCGUGGUGGGUCAACGCCAGCCGGUGGCCAUUAAUGGAACCACUACGCUCACACGCAGUAUUGUUACGACCACGGCGGGCAUCAGUCGACCAGGCACCACGCUGAGCAGCGCCAACUCCACCGUGGCUCACCUGCAAUCGAUGGCGAGCAAUGCUGGCGGCAACCAGCUGAUCAUGACUUCAUCCGGCCAACUGCUGGUCAUACCCUCGGCCAGUAAGCAGCAGGCAACCGCUGCACAGCCGCAGCGGCAGGCGCAGACAGCACAGCUGCACGCACAGCCUGGUGGCGGUUACAUUGUUAGCCAACCCUCGCCGAUACUCAACACUAACGGGGCCAAGUUGCUGCAUCAUCAGAUAAUCAGCUCGCAGGCCAGCCAAAUAAGUCAGAUCAGCCAGGCGGGCGCCGCGGCGGCGCCACAGACAGUGCUGCUCAACACAUUGCCCAAUGGCGGCUACAUCGUCCACCACCAGCAACAGCAGCAACAUACGCAGCAGCAGGAGCCACAUCAGCUGCUGGGUAUGCCACAGCCAGCGACCCACAUUAUUGCCUCGCCCGAGGCUAAGCGGCGGACACGUAAACGCAAAAGCUCUGUAUGCAGCACACCGCCGCCGCCGCUGGUCUGUGGUGUUAACGGGUCGCCGGCAAAGGCGCAUUCGCCACAGAUCUCACCCAGCAUACCCAGCCAGGCGCCAGCGCUGCUGCAGCAGGCGGCAAAUGCCGCGGCGGUUGCAGCUACGGCGCCACCGCCGCAAUUCUCGCAGCAAUUCCAGCUGAGUCCAGGCAUCCAAGGCAUUGUAGUCAACAAAACAGCGACGGCGGCGCCUCAAACGCAGCAGCUGCUGCUACAGAACGGACAAAUACUGCAGCAGGUGAAUCUUAUUGGGCAGCAGCUACUUAUGCCCGCUGGCCUGGUCAUGGGCCCGGACGCAACCCUGUUGCAGAUACAAAAUAUGCCCACGACAAGUCUGCUGACGCACCAGGGCCCGGUGAUGCUGCGCACGCCCUCACCGCAGAACAAACCCUCCUUCAUAUCGCCCAGCGGCGGUGGCCAGCAGUAUAUAGUGGGCGCCAAUGGACAGCUCAGUCCCAUUGGCCAGAUCUACUCGACGCCCAUGGGCCUGGUUAUGCCCACAGCUCAGCAGAGCGGCGCAUCCUUUGUGCAGGCCAGUCCCACGGCCACCAUACAGAUUCAGCAGCAGCAGCCGCAGCCACAGCAGCAUAUAAGCCUGCAGCCACCCCAGGCGACCAGUUUCGUCUCGGAGUCGCAUAGUAGUCGCCAGGCAACCGCCGCCAGUCCGCCGGAUACCACCACAUGCAGUCCGCGCAGUCCCGAGCGACCGCCCAGCCAUCGCAGCAGCGGCAGCGGCGACAUGGUGCAGUGCGUCUCCAGCUCGGAGCCUGAUGCGGCCAUUUCGCCACAAAGUACCGAGAGCCGCCAGUCGCCCUCUUCCACGGAUUGCGAGAGGAGCAUCUGCAGCAGUAACGUGUUUAGCCAGCCUAGCAGCAUGUAUAAGCCCUCGGAGCCUAAAAUUCGGCGUAUUCACAUCACAUCGCAGCCGGCGCCGACGGCGACGGAGAGCAACCACUCUGUGGGUCUUAUGGGUCAAGGUAUGCGUUUGGCUAGCUCUACAGCCCUGUCCAUCUCAUCAUCAUCGUCAACUUCAUUGUCAACACCAUCAAUAACAACGGCGGCAUCAGGUCGCCAAGCCAUGCACCAGCACCAACACCAGCACCCGCAUCAGCCCCAUUCCGCUACCUCGAACAGCCACCACAGCGUCUUUAUCCAUAAUCAGAAAGUAGUUAGCGUUGACUACCAGGAGUCGCCCACCACGACGCAGCUGCCGACCAUUUCGGAUGCACCAGCACUCAAUGAAGCUGCACCACUCAAAACCACCUGCCGCACGCCCACCAAACGGGCACGUCGACAACACCGCGCGUUGGCAAGAAACUCGCCAACUGGCACUGUGGCACUGUUGCCACCGCGAACAUUUGCCAUUGGCGAGCUGAUCUGGGGGCCGGCACGUGGACACCCCGCCUGGCCAGGCAAGAUAGUUAAGAUGCCCGACGGUGUCUGUACACCGUCGCAACAGUUCGAUCACGUGUGGGUGCAAUGGUUCGGUGGCAACGGCCGUUCCAGCUCCGAGCUAAUUCCGGUCAACUUGUUGCAGAGCCUAUCCGAAGGCUUGGAGGCGCAUCACAAGGCGCAAAAGGAUACCAGAAAGAGCCGCAAACUGAACUCGCAACUCGAGCAAGCUAUACAAGAAGCAAUGACUGAGUUGGAUAACAUUUCAGCAUCGGCAACCACAGCAGCAGCAGCAGCAGCAGCAACAGCAUCCGCAGUAAUUGGCCACCAGCUGCAGCAGCCCACGUCAACGAACAAUGGCGGCCAUGGGUUGGCGCGGGGCAAGCGCCAAGGGACGUUAAGUGGGCAGGCGAACGUUGGGGGCGCCACCAUGACGCUCUCCGCUAGCACAGCGGCAACUUUGAGCGGACUCUUCAAUCAGCAGCGUGCCAAGCCCAUACGGAUAGCGCCCGCACCGCCAACGGGCGUGCCGUCAGCAUCGAGUGCAGCGUCGUCGCCGGCGGCAGCAGCAGCGGAGAUCCUGAAGCUGGCCAAAUGACCAGCGCUGUCGGCGCUGCCGUCGACAGUAACCACAGCAAACUAUACGCUCGUUAUUGGGCACAAGUAGAGCCAGCUGGCCACAAACAGUAUAUACAUAUAUCUAUAUACAUAUAUAUAUAUAUAUAUAUAUGUGCAUCCAUACUUAAGUGUGUAGUUAGAUAUCAGCCCCAACUGUCUGUCGCUGUUUUCUAUAAUUUUCUAUCGAAUUACGAAUCUGCUUAGUUGCGCCUGUGCGGCGAUGCCACAUCUUUGAAAUAGACAAUAAAACAAUAUAAAAAUGUUAAAGGAAACGAAGUUACAAAGAAGAGAGAAGAAGAGAGAAAACGCUUAAACAAUAAGAGAACAAUAGUUUUUUGUUGCUUUGUCAAGCAGUGCGCCUGCCCAAAGCGCGAAACUCAGUUGUUUUUGUUUUUCUGUAUAUAUUUACAUAGGAGGAUAGAAGCAGGAUCGGAGCGAAUGCCUAUUUUUAUCAUUAUAAUGAACAGAUUGUAAAUGUUAGGUACAUAUUUAUUUAUUGCGUAUAAAGUAUAUAGUUUGCAUAGGUUUUUUGUUUUCGUUGCAAUCUUUAGACUUAACUAUUAUUUUUAUAUUUAGAUAGCAUAAGCCGACUUUUAGCCAUUAAGUUAUAACCAGCCAAUUUAUGCACCUUUCGAUGAGCUACUUGUUUUUGGCUCAAUCCAACAAAAUUCUUGCAGGAGAAACACAUAAAUCAAAAGCAUAUAACUGAUACUAAUUCUAAUUUUGAAAUACUUAAAGAAUGGGAAAUAUCAACAAAUUAUUUACGUUAAAGCAAAAAACUCAACAACACUCAGCUAACGAGUUUGAGAACCUAACAAAAAA
Drosophila virilis is the source of this 6486-nucleotide messenger RNA. Lineage: Eukaryota; Metazoa; Arthropoda; Insecta; Diptera; Drosophilidae. The record is from RefSeq and is a predicted model, not a curated record.